AUGGACUGCGGUAACUACAGGGGAAUUAAACUAACAGAGCAUGGAUUGAAAGUUUUAGAGAGAAUACUGGAUGAGAGACUAAGAGAGAGUGUAAAGAUCGGGAAACAGCAGCAUGGGUUCAUGAGAGGAAGAGGGACGGCAGAUGCCAUCUUCGUAGUAAGACAUCUACAGGAAAAGAAGCUGGAAGGAAAUCAGAAGCUCUAUUGUGCAUUUAUAGACCUAGAGAAAGCAUAUAAUAGAAUCCUAAGAGAAGUGAUAUUUUUUGGUUGGUGGUUGACAAAGAGGAAAGUCCCAGAAAAGUUGGUUAUGUUGGUCGAGAUAAUAUAUCAAAUAAGUACAAAAGUAAUAACAGCAGUUGGGGAAACAGAAAACUUUGAAGUUAAUGUGUGA
Molecule: messenger RNA, 390 nt
Organism: Macrobrachium nipponense
Lineage: Eukaryota; Metazoa; Arthropoda; Malacostraca; Decapoda; Palaemonidae
Exons: 1
Coding region: 1-390 (129 amino acids)
Source: RefSeq, a predicted model, not a curated record